ACCAGGUAGAGUGACAACAUGACUGUCUCGUUAGUCAUACUGAGCCCUGCUACCAAACUGUCUGACUGGGAUGAGCAGGUUUCUUCUCUAUCACAUCACAGCACAGCAGGAGACUCAGACGCCACUGUAUGGUUGCUCCACCAAGGAGACACACCAUUGUAUAGACGAGAGAAAAAGGAAUCCCCAAUAAGUCAGAUCUUGAGAAAAGAAACACAACAGAGACAUAAUAAUAAGAGACAGUCAUAACAAGACAACUUGAGGGUUAUCUAGAUAUAGAGCAUAUAGACUGACUCCACACACCAGAGUAUCAGGAUGAAAAUCCGCGUGAUGCAGAUCUGGGGCUUCCUGAUGACAGUGCUGGGCUGGAUCUUUGUGGCGUGCUCUAUCGCCAUGGAGGGCUGGAAGAUCACGUCCAUCGGGGGCAUGGGCGGCUCGGCUGUCAUCAAGGUGGCCUGGUACUGGUCUAACCUGUGGAAGGCCUGCUUCACUGACUCCACUUCUGUCACCAACUGCCAAGACUUCCCUGUGCUCUGGUCCGUGGACAACCACAUCCAGAUUGUGAGGGGCCUGCUGAUGGGUGCUCUGUCUUUGGGGAUGCUGGGGUUCGUACUCAGUCUCAUUGGGAUGGAGUGCACCUUCCUCGGGGGCAAGGACAAUGCUAAGUACAGGAAGAUCUUCACUGGAGGAGUCUGUCACAUCAUUAGCGGCAUACUGGCUGCGUCAGGAUAUGCUGUCUACGCAAAAUACGUCUCUGGGGAAUACUUCAACCCCUAUUUUGAUGGAUUAAAGUUUGACCUGGGGACUCCUCUGUUUCUUGGCUGGGUGGGAUCAGCUUUCCAUAUGACAGGGGGUUGGUUCUACCUGGUCUCUGUGUGCAAACUGCUCUGUGAGGACAAGAGCAAAACUAUAGUCAUCCCUGAACUUCCCGAGGUUGAGUGUGACCAGGCCAAGUCCACCACAGCACAGUCCCCAGUAUCCCAGAUCACCUCAAAGAUCAAGGUUGCAUCUGCAUCUGCAUCUAAGAUUUCUUCCAAAUCUGCACACUCAGAUGUGUCUGCCAUCUCCUCAAGGUCUGGUCAGUCCGGUCGCGUGUCAGAGCGAUCUGGACGGUCCUCGAACUCCGGGCAGUCCUCGAAAUCUGACGGUGGGUCUUUGACGUCUGGUCGUUCAUCGAGGUCCCAUGGGUCAAUACACUCUGAGGUGAGCAGCGGCAGCAAUAGAACAGUGUCCUCUUUAUCCAGUGGGUCAAGGAGGAGCGAGAGAGAACCGUUUAUCAAAAACUCCUACAUAUGACCUGGUUCUGUGCAUAGUAUCUGGGAUUUUGACUGGACCGAACUGACGUAACAAUUGUAUAUACUGUAUAUGAUGAUUAGAGCUGUCAGAGUCUAUCCUUUAACUCAAGUUAACUUUUUGAAUUUUAGUGCAUUCAUGUUUUUUAAUCGCGAUUAAUCGCAUUGUCUGAAAGCUUUCAAAAUACACUGAAAACAUCCUAAAUACUUUGGACAACUCAAUUUCUGAAUUUCUGAAUUUGCGAUGAAUCACAACAAAUCCUUUGAUUAACUCGAUUACAUUUUUGAAUCGUUUGACAGCCCAAUGAUGAUCCAAUUGUGAUUCUGUAUGUGGGGAAAAGUCUCUGUAUCUAAUGGCCUGUUUCCUGAGAGUGUUUCACGAUCAUCAAAUAAACUGCUUCAUCACAUUCAUUGUUUCAUGUAUUGCUAUUGAUAAUGUCAUUAAA
Molecule: messenger RNA, 1735 nt
Organism: Coregonus clupeaformis (lake whitefish)
Lineage: Eukaryota; Metazoa; Chordata; Actinopteri; Salmoniformes; Salmonidae
Gene: cldn10e
Product: claudin 10e
Exons: 5
Coding region: 313-1293 (326 amino acids)
Biological process (GO): cell adhesion; bicellular tight junction assembly
Cellular component (GO): plasma membrane; bicellular tight junction
Molecular function (GO): structural molecule activity
Source: RefSeq, a predicted model, not a curated record